CUACCAACGCAACGUGCCCUCGGCUCAAGCAGCGCCUUUUUGCUCCAUGGCUCCCAAGUGCUGUUGGACGGUUUGCAGAAGAGCAUCAUUCAGCAACUCGACUGCACCUCCAUGUACAGCACCGCCAUCACUGCAUGCGCCGCAGCUGAUCUGUGGCAGAACUCAUUGCGCCUCUUCUUGGAGAGGAACUUACAACCAGACACGAUUUCCUGCAACGCAGCCCUCAACGGGUGCAGCAGCAGCCGGCAGUGGCAGGAGGCUGUUGAGAUGCUGGUGGCCAUGCCUUCGAGACACCUCAGGAGCAACAUCAUCACUGUGAAUACCAUGAUCUUCGGUGUCCAGGGUCGUUUCUGGCCUUCCGCCCAAAAGCUUCUGCACGAUGUUCAAGAAGACAAGCUGCAAACUGAUUUGAUCAGCUACAACACCAGCAUGAAGCUCUUUGACUGGCAGAGAAGCCUCGACCUCUUAGAACAGAUGCGAUUGCGCCUGGUGCGUUCUGACAGCAGUAGCUACAUUGCCAAUUUGAACGCCGCAGAAACAAAGUCCUGGGCGAUCCUCCUCCAACUGGUGGCCCGACAAGAACUUCACAACGAGCUGACCAUGAAGAAUGCGCUCAUCAGUGCCCUGACAGCCUGGCCUUACGCCCUGCAUUUGCUCCACGGGCUCCAGCCGCUUCAGCCGGAUCUGGUGACCUUCAACGCCAGCAUCGCCGCAGUGGCCGCUGUCGCCUGGGACAAAACGCUGCAACUGCUGCGGGAGUUGAAAGCAACGAUGCAAGGAACUGCCAUCAGCUACACCUCUGCCAUGUGCCAAAAUUGGCAGAGUGCUUGGCAGUUGCUUGAAGAGGCACGACAGAUAUCUCAAGACAAUUCGAUCAUGCGCAAUGCAGCUAUCAGCGCUGCGGAAGAAGGAGGCCAUUGGCAAGAAGCCCUUUUUGCGAUGGCCAGUUGCUGGACCAGGGAUGUGAUUUCUUACAAUGCCAUCAUCAGUGCAUGUGAGAAAGGACAUCGUUGGGCUGGCGCCAUGUGUUUCUUUGAUGGCAUCGUGUUUCAAGAGAUCAGACCCAGCACCAUCAGUUUCAACUCAUCCCUGAGCGCGUGUGAGAAGAGCGGCAUGUGGCAAACAGCAUUCCAGCAACUGACCUCGACGUCCUCACAUUGUGACCUUUCCCUCGACGUGGUCACGUUCAACGCCACGCUUUCGGCCUGUGAAAAGGGCCGGGAGUGGCACUGGGCGGUGCAACAACUGCAGCAAAUGGAGAUGGCCCUUCUGCAAAAAAACGCCAUCAGCUCCAGCGCCGUUUUGGCCGCGCUCUGCCGCUGCCUGCAGUGGCCUUCGGCGCUGCGCCGUUGCCGGCGCCUCGAGGGCAGCAUCGAUGCAGCGCUGGGGAGCUGCGAAUUGGCCGAUGCCCCGGGGCAGUGGCCGCAGUGGCCUGUGACGCUGCUUGGGAAUGGAGAAAAA
Molecule: messenger RNA, 1461 nt
Organism: Cladocopium goreaui
Lineage: Eukaryota; Dinophyceae; Suessiales; Symbiodiniaceae
Source: the annotation of a GenBank genome assembly